This is a messenger RNA of Daphnia magna, 2485 nucleotides long. RefSeq lists its product as uncharacterized. NCBI's taxonomy places the organism in Eukaryota, Metazoa, Arthropoda, Branchiopoda, Diplostraca, Daphniidae. The transcript is spliced from 4 exons. The record is from RefSeq and is a predicted model, not a curated record. The coding region runs from base 1497 to 2315 and encodes 272 amino acids.
CCAGACGGCCGCGUAACAGACAUGUCACGUUUAUCAGGCUGCUUUCUGCUUGUAACACGGUUAAGUGGUUUUGGGUUCCAUAUACAUCAACCUCUUAGUCUAGCGCAUAGGAUGCAAAGUAUUUCGAUAUUGAAAGUUAUACAAAUUGAUCAGUCGAACGUUGCAUUCACUUGUCAUAUUUAGUUACCUGUAAUAGUAUGGUCGUGGGACAUCUGCAUUAAGACUUCCUGCUGCUUCGCUUGCGACUACACCCUACCUCUUUCUGAACAAAGGACAUUUUCAUUUGCUAUGUAACAUCGAGUAUUGUGUCCUCAUCGUUUGGUUCACAAAGCGACAGGAAACUCAGCGCAAUAGGAGGGUCUCUUCCUAGAAAAGAAAGUGAAGGCAGUUUAUACUUUCGCAGACAAAUGGUAUUUCAUUUCUAGUUCUCCUCUUUGGCGGAUUAACUAUAUUUCUCGGUCCAUCCUGUAAUAUGGAACGCCAACAUGUUACUCGAUUGACGGCUGGACUCUUGUUCCUCGCAUUUGCUGGAUUUUAUAUCGUUUUUAUCGUAUUUUCUUCGUCAUCCAUCGACUGGAGAGGCUCGUACACCUGGUCUACCUUUAGAUCUGUUGGCAACAACAUUGUUGUCGGCCACGAUUUCUUUUUGUGGCGGAACGAUGGCUCAUGCCGUCUGUAUUUUGAAUUUGGAGGGCGUGUUUAUCGGGACGGAAAUGAAAUGGAAAACUUGACCUUAGCUGGGAUUGACGGCCAAAAGUCCGUCUGUCUCGAUCCAGGUCUGGCUCCGCCACCAGGGAUAUGUGUCGUCUACUCAUUUGGCCUCUCAGAUGAUUGGUCUUUCGAAUCAGCCAUGGCUCUAUACGGUUGCGAUGUCUAUGCAUUCGACCCGUCGCUUCAAUUUCCUAAAAUGCCAAACAAUUCGCAACGCAUUCACUAUUUCAACAUUGGAUUAGGAACAAUUAAUACCAAAAAAGAUUCUGGCGGCUGGAAAAUGACUACGUUAGCAUCCAUCCGCAAGUACUUGCUACACAGCUACCGGCCAAUUGACUUCCUAAAAAUUGAUAUCGAAGGAGACGAAUGGCUCAUCUUGGAGCACAUGUUGCAGGAUGGCCGCAGCCUCCGAUCUGUCAAACAGAUUAGCAUGGAAGUCCAUCUGUUGCAUUCCGACCGCCUCCACUACUACCGCAACCUUACUCAGCGACUGGAAGACUCUGGAUAUGUCCGUUUCUUCUCUCGCCAGAACCGCUGGAUGAAAAAUGCUUACGAAUUGGCCUGGUUCAAUGUCAAUUAUUCUUCCAAGGGUCAGUUACCUGUAGCAAUGCGUGCAGACGGUCGGAAGGAAGACGAUUUGAUGGUUAAUUACAAGUUUCCGCCCAUUGUGUAGCACAAUUUCAAUAAAAAGAAACAUAUGUCAGCGACCGACAGGCCACGCCCACCUGCUCUAACCGUUAAACAUUUGGUUAAACAUUUGAAUUCUAGUUACCAAGUAGUUGAGGAUGAUAGAUCGUUGGCGGCAAAGUGCUCUCGUCUCAUUUAUUUGCCUUGUCCUCUUAGGCUACCACCAACAGAAACUAAUACUUUCUACCUUUUAUUUGCCGCCUUCAACACCAAAUGGAAGUUUGACGUGGAAAGAAAUGCUGCCAUUUUUCUCCAGGAGGGACAUUUUGGCCUGCAAAACUUACUACGAGUUUGGUGGUGUGAUCAACCGUUUGCCAUCGUUGACUUUUCUUGACGGACAGAAAUCUGUCUGCCUCGAUCAGGGAGUGGCUCCCGUACCGGAUCAGUGUGUGGUUUAUUCCUUCGGAAAUAACGGUGAAUGGUCGUUUGAUGAGCAGAUUGAAUCUUACGGGUGUUACGUCUACGUGUUCGAUCCUUCUGUUUGGUACUGGAAACACCAUCAUUCAAAAAAGGUUUUAUUCUACCGUGUGGGUAUUGGCGAGAAGGACGACGAACGGAACGAGCGGCAUUGGAAGAUCAUGAGCCUUACGUCUCUUCGUCAAAUGCUCAAUCACACAAACACCAUCAUCGAUUAUCUGAAGAUGGACAUUGAAGGGGGAGAAUGGCCUGUCCUUUCCCGUUGGCUGGACGACGGAGAUUUGUUAAAUGUUAAGCAACUUGCAAUGGAGAUCCAUCUGGAAAACCCGGAGAGCAUCCCUGGCAAAUACAAUUUACUGCAACGAUUGGAAGCUUCUGGUUUUACACGCUUCUUUGCUCGCGAAAAUCCCUACACAACGAACAGUUAUUUGAAUAAGUACAAUGUAACUGGGCCCAGUUGUUUAGAGUUGGCCUGGUACAAUACAAAAUUUGUACGAUAAUACCAACAGCUCUAGUUUUUGAAAGCUGUGGUAUUUGCAGUGUUUCGAUUCGUAGCUAAGAUUCGUUUCAUUCUCUUCUGUAUGCUGUCUAAUUAUGAUAACCAUUAAAAUGCAUUUGCUCGUCAAAAGGCGGAUUCUAAAAUAAAUUCAAACAUUAAUUAAACUGGGAA